AUGAGCUCUUUACAACGCACCACUUCCUCUCUGGACUGUCCUAGAAGUCUUGAUUGCAGUGACUAUGAGUGCGAGCUGCGUCACUUGGACUUGAAGGAACAGACGAUACCGGUAGCUCAGAAAAAACACGUACAGAGAUGCAUCGUCACUGCCAGUCUUGACAUGGGCCGCACUGCCUCUACGUGGGUGUUCAAUGCAGUGCGUCUAUUAUUUCGUCAAGCAGAACAACCAUGCGAUUCCUAUUGGAUACGAGAGCUGGAUCCUACCAAGAUCCAAAAGCGGCUGCAACAUUCCAGAGCAGUCCUGAUCAAGACACACGAAUUCACCGACUACAUGUUUCCUGGAGAGUUUCAGAAAACCGUCAAACCCCUCUUGACGCAUGUAAUUGUGAGCGUUCGAAAAGGACCUCAAUUUCCACCCGAUCCUGCUUGGAUGGAAGUCGCCACUUUGGUGAUUGACUAUGAGAAUAUUGUGCUAGAAAACACCCAACAAAACCUGACGGUUGGGUCGCUCAAGGUCUUGAGUGACAUGGCCACUCAUGUGGGGUUAUCUUUAUCCAGCCAUCAGCUCAAGGAAGUAGACUAUCAACUCAUGACUCUGCCCAUUCCUGGUGAUCAAUCCACAAAGUUUUGGCCAUUUCAUUCCAGACGAGGUGGAAGAAUCUGCCCUCCUCCUUCUGUCAACAGCAUUUUUGUCACUCGCCAUGGAGCACGCGCAGACAAUGGACCUGACCGAGACCCUCAAUGGCUACAAAAAGCCGGGCAUGGUCGGCGAGUUGAUUCCCCAUUGUCUCCAUUGGGCCAUCAAGAAGCCAUGGAGUUGGCCACGGAACUACACAAACGAUGCUCUGACAUGAUGAUCAUUAUUAUUUCAUCACCGUAUAUUCGUUGUCUGGAGACUGCCGAGGCAGUAGCGCUCAAAUUCCAAACCACCAUCAAGGUCGAACCGGGCAUUUCAGAAGUUGGGUCCACAUCUUCCUCCAUGGGAUCUCAACAGGAGUUGGAAACAUCCAACUAUUCGUUUUCUUCCUUGAUUGAUCCUUCCUACGUUCCAGUCAUGACCCGAGACGCACUGCCAGCUCGGGAAUGGGGUGAUGAUGCAGCGGCACAGAGAUCCGAACGAGUUGCCAGUACGAUUGCUCAGGAUCGAUAUCCCAGUAAAAAUCUAUUGUUUAUUGGCCAUGGCGCAUCCUGUCUCGGUUUGGUCAGUGCCUUUGGCGCUCCUCAAGACUACAUUGGCUAUUGCAGCCUCACACAAUUUCGGCAGAAUGAAAAGGCAAACUGGAAACUUGUCGGGACCUUGGGCUGCGUAUCACAUUUGAGCAAUCCACACGUCUCCUUGGAUAGCGCCUGGUAG
Messenger RNA from Seminavis robusta, 1356 nucleotides. NCBI's taxonomy places the organism in Eukaryota, Bacillariophyta, Bacillariophyceae, Naviculales, Naviculaceae. The record is from the annotation of a GenBank genome assembly.